Molecule: messenger RNA, 1908 nt
Organism: Phytophthora nicotianae INRA-310
Lineage: Eukaryota; Oomycota; Peronosporomycetes; Peronosporales; Peronosporaceae
Exons: 3
Coding region: 13-1908 (631 amino acids)
Molecular function (GO): protein binding
Source: RefSeq, a predicted model, not a curated record
AACUUCAGCGUGAUGGCAAGCAGAAUGGCAGAGCUGUCUGAAGUCAAAGCCGUAUUAGAGCGCUUAGUGGAUGCUGUGAUCUCGUCUUUUGCUAACUAUGACGUGACUCAAGACGUCGAAGUGCUGCCUAUCGGAGGCUACUUGUGGAAGUUCCCAUCUGAAGGCAGUAAUCGUAUUGAAACUAGCAAUGUAUUUCCUCCUCCUUCGCCUCAGCUUUGUGAUUAUCCGCGAAAAUGCGGGCAAUGUGGCGUGUGCUGGGUGUCCGACCGCGAGUUUGAACUCGACCAUUUACGACGCUGCUCCGUCGUGACGCAAGUCGACACCCAUGAGGAUACCAAGCAGAAAGCUGUAAAUUUUGGAGUACCGCGACGUGUGUGGUGUGAAGUGGAUGAAUCGUUUAGUCGACUACAAUGGCAUCAUGAUAGAGAUCUCCACAGUGGAGACAAUGCUUCCAAUUCCAUCGCAUUUGUCGAUAUUGCUGAGAUUUCUGUACUGGAUGAACCAGUGAACAGUUUUCAGAUUGUUACCAACGACCACCGCAGAAUAGUAUUUCAAUGGAGACCCGUAUCUGAGACUGGAAGUGUCCUGGAUCAUGUAGAGCUAGAUGCUCGUCAAUGGCAAGAAUAUCUGGAAGAACUCAGCAGAUACGCGCGAGAUUUGCCCUUGGAAGAACCAACGACCAGGUCGGUCGCAGAAUUAUUCAAAGAGAUUUCCGACUUGCUACUCAAUGAAAGUAAUGUCCAGCUUACGGAGAAUAGGUUCGGCUCAGUCUUAAAGAAAUGUGGCUACGCUUCAUCUCUAUGUGAUGACAAUGGCAAUUCGUUGGUGCAUUUGGCUAUCAGCCUCAAUCUUGGAGACAAAACAGCGGCUAUAGUUUCUGCGCUUCUUAAUAUGGGCAUCGAUUGUAACAUUCAAAACCACGAUGGUGAAAGCCCAUUGCUCUUAGUCGCAGCAUCAGGGGAUGUUACCACAGCAAAAGUCCUGCUUACCUCUCCAUCUAUUCAAGUUAAUCUAUCAUGUCCUCUCGGGGUCACAGCAUUCCACGCUGCAGCGAACGCUGGUGACGUUGAAAUGAUCCGACUGCUAUGUGAUGCCGGUGCACAGCCAGAAAAGCGAGAUGACAAUGGCUGGACGGCGCUCCAUUAUGCUGCUGCAUGCUCCACUGGGCUGGAAGCCAUUCAUUUUCUGUGUGAAAUGCUAAAUGAAGAUUUUAUUGACGCCCAAUGCAGCGAAGGAAAUACUGCUCUACAUGUGGCUGCAGGCUGCGGUUGCCUCGAAAACGUACGCGCUCUACUAGAGACUGCAGCCAGUCCGCAUAUAAACAAUUACAGUGGAGAAAGCGCUUACCACCUUGCACUGCGCAACCAUCACAUCCAAUGUGCGGUAGCUAUCAACGAUUAUCAAAGUAUACCCCCAGCUAGUUACACCCUACCACCCUCAAACCCAGCUAAGGAGACUGCGUUAUCUAGAGCUACAGCAGUGGAGUCGAAUGAGUGGAGAAAGGAAUAUGAAAGACAUGACAAAGGUGGAGAGUGGAUUGAAGGAUUUACGGAGGAUGGAUAUCCUUACUACUACAACACAAUGACGGGCGAAUCGUCUUGGCACAAGCCUGGGGAGUACCAGCUGCUAAAUGUACUGGAUCAAGAAUACAAUUCAGGAAUCCACGACGAAAUAGUAUCUGAAAAUGAUGAGGAUCCUUCUUACACCUUGGCGGUUGACCACGAGACUGAAAGCAUUCUCGGCGAUACAGCAGGACAACAGCUUCCAUUGUGCUUGAUCCCGAUGGUUAGUCCAUUGACCUCUCUUGACAACCCUACUGCUGCAGCGAGAUAUGAAACUGCACGUCGAAAAGCCCGCAAACAGCGAAGACGUCGGCAGUUAAAGCUGCAUCUCCUUCACGGCCAUUAA